This is a messenger RNA of Rhizopus microsporus ATCC 52813, 3309 nucleotides long. RefSeq names its product 3-hydroxy-3-methylglutaryl coenzyme A reductase. Gene Ontology annotation, molecular function: protein binding; hydroxymethylglutaryl-CoA reductase (NADPH) activity. The coding region runs from base 1 to 3309 and encodes 1102 amino acids. The transcript has 5 exons. Lineage: Eukaryota; Fungi; Mucoromycota; Mucoromycetes; Mucorales; Rhizopodaceae. The record is from RefSeq and is a predicted model, not a curated record. Gene Ontology annotation, cellular component: peroxisomal membrane; endoplasmic reticulum membrane. Gene Ontology annotation, biological process: ergosterol biosynthetic process; isoprenoid biosynthetic process; coenzyme A metabolic process.
AUGUCUCUUUUACCAGCACAUAGGGGGACCACAGCAUUUAGGUCCAUUUCAACUAUGCUUGGUAAAGGCAUUCAUAAGGCAGCAAGGAUCUCGUCUCGUAGUCCCAUCGAGAUGAUUGCGACUAUUCUUAUCUUGUCGUCCUUUAGCUACUUUUACCUCUUCAACAAGGCUCGUACAUCAGACAUUUUCUCAGGCACUGCAACACGUAUCUAUCCUACUUUUGUUUAUGCGGAUGCCAAUGCAGCACAAUUCAAAGAAAUUGCUAGUCAUGAACGAGACAGUAUUCCUAAUCACAUUAAAGUUCAACUCAAGCAAAUCUCCAUUACUGCCAAAUCUACAAGCAACUUAUUGGACAAACAAACCUUAUCUUCUCUCCUUCAAUUCCAAAACACCAUCGAACAUGCUCAAAUUGAUGAUUAUCUCAAUCAAGUCGGUUUUCAUUCCUUGUGCUUCAAGUUGCCCAACGGCGAAUGCUUCACUCAAUCCCUUUCGCAAGUAUUCAAGGAGCAAGACCUUCAAGAUAUCGAUCGAUCCAUUCACGACAAUCUCGAGGCCGCACAGACGAUCUUUGGUGACUUGAACCUGAACGAAUCGACCGCUUCUUCUGUUUCUUUUGCGUUUGCUUUCAAUACCUCUACAGAUUAUCGUCAACACCUCUCUCAUCUUUGGGAACAGAAACUGUCUACCUUGUCUACGUCUGACAUUGUUUCUUUAUCCAAGGCAAAUGAACAUCAAGAUAUCUUUACUUGGUUAUUUAUUGUCACCAAAAACAUUGUUGUUCGUAUCAAGGAGUUAAUUGAGCUUGCAGAUAACAUUGACAUUAUUGUCAUCUUGGCUGGCUACGUUAUGAUGUUGGCAACAUUUGCUUCACUCUAUAUCAACAUGAGAUCUUUAGGAUCUCGUUAUACCCUGGCCACUGCUGUCUUGCUCAACGGCUUUUUCUCAUUCAUGUUUGCCCUCUUGACUGUCAGUGCGCUUGGCAUAGACGUUUAUCCUGUCAUCUUGGCCGAAGCCAUUCCGUUUUUGGCUGUAACGAUCGGCUUCGAGCGCCACUCUAAACUGACAAGGCGUGUAUUUCAGAUUAGUAAAGAAACUCCGUUGACAAAACAAGAAAUUAGAAAAACGAUUAUGCGUGCUGUUGACUCGGUUGCAUUACCCAUCGCUCGGGAUGCCGUCAUGGAAAUCACUGUGCUUACUCUUGGCGCUAAAUCGGGAGUGGCUGGUCUCCGUGAAUUCUGCUUGCUUAGCGCUAUAUUAUUAGCAUAUGACUUCAUCAUUAUGUUUACUUGGUAUACAGCCGUAUUAGCUUUGAAAUUAGAGCUUCUUAGAAUCCGUGAAAUCAAUGGCAAGUCAAACAAAAUAGACAAGUCAUCUGCAACUACCGGAACCGGUUUUAUUCGUAGUGCAGUCGUCAAGGCGUUUAGUGAUACGACAAACACGACAACAGCAACGACAAGUUCAAGUGCAAAGACAGACGAACCCAUGAUUGGAAAACUUAAACUGUCGAUGAUUAUUGGGUUUGUUGCUAUGCAUCUAUUCAAGGUCUGUACUACCUUUGAAGGUUCCACUGGUCCUCAUGUUAGUGUUACAGAGCCUGGAAUUGUCAGAGUACUUGAAAGACUCCUUGAACAACACCGUGCAUCUGACCUUCGUCAUCUGCCUCUUCUCGUUCAAGUGUUCCCUCCUGUCCUCUUCCAUGUCUCAUCGCCACUUGGAAAGGGCCUUGUUCCCGAUAGUAUUAAAAGACCUCUCGACGUCCUCUUUGAUGCUUAUGCUGUCUAUAUCCAGCACCCGGUUAUCUCCAAAUGGAUUACCCUGGGUCUCUUCGUUUCCUUGUUCUUGAAUACCUAUCUCUUAAAGAUGGCUAAGGAACCAGCUAAACCAACAGCCAAUGCAUCUACCCCUAUUGAACCUACUCCUGUUCCUGUCGUGGCUCCUGUCACAACGACUGCAAUGGCCCCUAAGAGACACACCAGACAAGGGGUGAUUCGCACAGUUGAAGAAUGCAUGGAACUUAUUCAUACUCCUGACUCGCUAUCGGACGAAGAAGUGAUUGCGCUCGUACAAAAGGGCAAAUUAGCCUCCUAUGCGCUCGAAAAGGUGCUUGGCGAUCUCGAAAGGGCUGUCGUAAUUCGUCGUGCGCUGAUCUCACGUGCAUCCAUUACCAAGACCUUGGAACACAGUCUGUUGCCUUUCCACAACUACCAUUACGAUAAGGUCAUGGGCGCAUGUUGUGAAAAUGUGAUUGGAUACAUGCCUAUUCCUAUCGGUGUUGCUGGACCGAUGACCAUUGACGGUGAAUUGAUUCAUAUCCCCAUGGCUACGACUGAAGGCUGUUUGAUCGCCUCGGCUGCAAGAGGCUGCAAGGCUAUUAAUGCAGGCGGUGGAGCGACCACCGUAUUGACGGCAGACGGUAUGACCCGUGGACCCUGCGUAGAGUUCCCUUCGAUUGUAGGUGCUGCUGCCUGUAAACGAUUCUUGGAAGGAGAAGGUGCAGAGAUCAUCAAGGAGGCAUUUAAUUCUACAUCUCGCUUUGCUCGUGUUCGCAAGUUGAAAGUUGCUCUUGCCGGUCGUCUUGUCUAUAUCCGAUUCUCAACAACAACAGGCGAUGCCAUGGGCAUGAACAUGAUCUCCAAGGGUUGUGAAAAGGCCAUGAGUGUUCUCUCCACUCAUUUCCCCGAGAUGCAGAUCAUUUCUCUUUCUGGCAACUACUGUACAGACAAGAAACCGGCUGCGAUCAACUGGAUUGAAGGACGUGGUAAGUCCGUGGUGGCUGAAGCGGUGAUCCCUGGAGCCAUUGUUCAAAAGGUGUUAAAGACGACUGUGGCUGCUCUUGUUGAAUUGAACAUUUCAAAGAAUUUGAUCGGAUCGGCCAUGGCAGGUUCUGUCGGUGGGUUUAAUGCACAUGCGGCCAAUAUCCUGACUGCCAUCUAUAUUGCCACUGGUCAAGAUCCUGCUCAGAAUGUCGAAAGUUCCAACUGUAUUACUCUCAUGAAAGCCAUCAAUGACGGGCAAGAUUUACACAUCUCCUGUACGAUGCCCAGUGUUGAAGUAGGUACGAUUGGUGGUGGUACGAUCUUGCCUCCUCAACAAGCCAUGUUGGACAUGCUUGGUGUCCGUGGACCUCAUCCUACUGAGCCAGGCAAGAACGCUCAAAGACUAGCCAGAAUCAUCUGUGCCUCUGUCAUGGCAGGUGAACUCUCACUUUGUGCUGCCCUGGCUGCUGGUCAUUUAGUUCAAGCUCAUAUGGCUCAUAACCGUGCUACUACAGCAGCAGCGCCUGCUCCUGGUACAUGUAUCAAAUCCUAA